AUGUCCACACAGAAAAAAUUCCACUGCGCCUGCACUGGUCUUGCCCUCGAAACUGCACAAAGUCAUUCGGCUGCGCAAGAUAUCACCCUUUUUGCCAGCUGUUUCUCGCCUUUUGCUCAGCGUGUGUGGACCGCAAUGGAGUAUCUGGGAAUACCAUAUCAAUAUUGUAGGAACUUGCUUGCAUGGAUUAAUUCUUCUUAUCACUUGACUCUAGAUGAGGUCGAUAUGCGCAAGAGAUCAGAUUUGCUCGAAAUUUCGCCCAAGGGUCUGGUACCGGCACUUAAACUGAACGAUCACACACCCGUUCGCGGAUUGCAUGAAAGCACAGUGAUACUCGAAUUUCUUGAGGAGCUCGCAUGCCAAUCCAACGGUUUGAGCCUGCUUCCGAAGGAUCCUUAUGCCCGCGCUCUCGUUCGUCUCCAAUGCGACCACAUCAAUCAGAUCAUCGUGCCGUCUUUCUAUCGCUUUCUUCAACUGGCUCAAGACGAAUCCGCACAAGUCACAGCCGCACAGGACUUCCGACAAGCUCUGGAAACCCUCAUCGGUCUGCUCGAGCGCGCCGAGAAUGAUGCUCUGUGUGAGGGAGACACUGAGAUGGGAGAGCCCACGGGCCUCGGACUGUGGAAUAAUUGUGGUGCUAUGAACCUUACGGAUGUGAUGGUGGCUCCAUACUUGUUCCGGGCGACGAACGUCUUGAAAUAUUACCGCGCAUUCCAGCUUCCGGAGGGUGUUAAGUUCAAGGCUUGGACGACCCGGUUACUGGAGCAUCCCGCUUUCAAGGUGACAUGCAGCACGGAGCAGUUGUAUCUCGAUAGCUAUGAAAGAUACGCCUUCAAUCGCCCCAACAUCAGUCAAGUUGGAAAUGCUAUCAAUUCCGGGAAACCUCUCCCUUAA
Molecule: messenger RNA, 894 nt
Organism: Mycena indigotica
Lineage: Eukaryota; Fungi; Basidiomycota; Agaricomycetes; Agaricales; Mycenaceae
Product: Glutathione transferase
Exons: 6
Coding region: 1-894 (297 amino acids)
Cellular component (GO): cytoplasm
Source: RefSeq, a predicted model, not a curated record